Molecule: messenger RNA, 420 nt
Organism: Drosophila innubila
Lineage: Eukaryota; Metazoa; Arthropoda; Insecta; Diptera; Drosophilidae
Exons: 2
Coding region: 28-420 (130 amino acids)
Source: RefSeq, a predicted model, not a curated record
ACUAUACACCAUCUAGCUGCCCUCCCGAUGUCCACGAUGCAGCGCGUGCGAGGAUCUUCCUCGUCACGGGUCACCGUAGUUAUCAAGCCUCAGCAGCUGGACAGACGACACCCGAAAACCUGCAAAAAAAAACUUUGCUGCGACAUCGGCGGAACCGAUGCCGAGCUUCGUUUCCAGUUUGGGCGCCAUAUUGUUACGACUCGGCUUGUUUCUCUGGGGCAACGCUGGCCAGCUCGUCACCUCAGACACAACAAAAACAUCGGGCACACUUAUCGGCAGCUUAGAAGUUACACUGCAGCGUACCCACCCUUUCUGUGGCGGCAACAUUCAAAUUUAAUCGUCGUUGCGCCACCCAAUAAUGUUUCCGACGACUACCCUAUUCCAUGGCGAUGUGAUCCUCCUCCCUCAAUAAAUUCUUAA